UGAGUUUGAGCCGGAGCCUUUGCUUGUGUUCUAACAGGGCCGUCGUCUUGUUUGCGAGCUCCACUUUCAACGGACAUUCGGGAACAAGAUCCAGAGAAUCCUUGAUCUCGUGCAGAGGAACGGCUCCAGCUUCUGUGCGGUCGGGGGUGUGAGAUUGUUGAUGUGAACCUGGAGAUCUUUGAGGAAGCUCGAUCCAAGCAGCGAACCGAAGAUCAAGUUGGUGUUGUGCUUGAGCAUGCUGCACCGGAAUCCUUCCUUGGUCAGCAACUUCACCAGCAUGUUUGCCGACUUGAGGCCGAGAUGCGGACUCGAGAGAACGUUUUGAAGCGCUUGGAGUCCUUUCGCCGAGCUGAGAUACUCGAUGUUGUCGGCCGAGUGCUGUUCAAGCUGCGUGAUCAGCCACCUUUCGAUGUGAGGCCCCGAAGCAAAGGUGGUGCUUGUGGCGUUCGAGGAGCUCGAGCCGUGCGAGAACCUACACAGAGCUCCUGGACGGUGGUUGAUACUUUCCCACUGCUGCUGGCUGCUGCUCUACGGUCACUCUUCCAGAGCUCCUGGCCGGUGGUUGAUACUUCCCCGCUGCUGGUUUCGGAAUGGCUGGCUGCUGCUGCUGCUCUACGAUCACGAACUUUGGCAUGCGGCGCUUGGAAGCGCAGUCCUCGAGCACGAGAGCCAACUCCAGAUCCGAUGGAACGGCGACGAGCUCCUUGGUGUCGUCCUCGAACAUGACGGCGGCCGGGGUUUGCAGCCUGUCAAACGUUUCUCUCGCGACUGUGAGAAGCUCCGCGAGGCUUUGGUGCUCGGCGAAGCGGACGAGUCGAGUGGUUUCAUGGUACCGCAGCUUCACCAGGCGAUUGGACGCGACCUCCUGCUGGGAUGGAAAGUGGUCAUCGAGGCAGCAAAGCUGGCAGCAAACUUUACCUCUGGAGCGCUGGUUGACGACGAUGAUCCAUCUCCAGCUACCAGAGCACUAAGAUUCAACGGAAGAACAACACAGCCAUGGCGCUUCCUCGUCUCUCUCGCCAUCGCAGCGAUGGGGAGUGAGAGAGCUUGGUUGAUCUCAAUACGUUGGUCUCGAUCGUGGUUCUUUGUUUCGCGCUGAGGUGGCUAGCAGUCUUGCAUCAAUGGGAGAGACUAGACGUGCAUUCUUAUGAUUUAGCUAUAGAUGCCAACCUUGUAAGCGGGAGAUUCGACUGUGAAAGUGAAAGCUACCGUGGUUUCACGAAA
Molecule: messenger RNA, 1224 nt
Organism: Selaginella moellendorffii
Lineage: Eukaryota; Viridiplantae; Streptophyta; Lycopodiopsida; Selaginellales; Selaginellaceae
Exons: 3
Coding region: 301-726 (141 amino acids)
Source: RefSeq, a predicted model, not a curated record